Messenger RNA from Pleuronectes platessa (European plaice), 3984 nucleotides. It is a transcript of the gene matr3l1.2, whose product is annotated as matrin 3-like 1.2. Gene Ontology annotation, molecular function: RNA binding; zinc ion binding. The record is from RefSeq and is a predicted model, not a curated record. Lineage: Eukaryota; Metazoa; Chordata; Actinopteri; Pleuronectiformes; Pleuronectidae. Gene Ontology annotation, cellular component: nucleus.
UCGCGAUACGUCCGCAGCUCUCGCGUGUGUUAGCAGCUUUAGCUUUAGCUGCAGCUAACGGAGCGACGCACGAGCAACAACUAACCAGAAAUCAGAGAGGAAGAGGAGUUCCCCGUCACUUUGAUCAAGUCUCACUUCACCUGUCCUUGAAGAAUAGACUCUGUUCAGCUUCCUUCUUUCUCUUGACUCACCUGCCGAGGCGGCAGCUCCACUUUGUGCCGUCAUGUCUCAGAAGUCGCUGCUGGACGGGGGUCAGAAGCACUUCGCCGUGGGCCGGGGGCUCCUGGCCGCUGCAGAGACCUUGAACUUCAGCAUGAACGAACAGCGAUCCAGCCGUCAGAUGGGGGGCAUGUCCUCAGGUGUGGGGGGGGGCGGCGGUGGCGCGGAGGGCCAGGACGGCAGUGCUCAGAUGCCCCGGCGAGGCGGGGGCAGCAAUCUUGGCAGCACCAUGAAGCUGUUUGCCAGUUUGGGGCUGUCGCCAUCAGACCUGGACGCUCUGGCUGAAAUCCCAGAAGAAGAGAUAAGCGUGGAGUCCCUGCCGCACAUCCUCAUGCAGCUCAAGAGCCGCAAAGGGGAUGUUGGAGAGCGGCGAGGGGCGUCCUCCAUGUCCUCUGACUCUGUGUAUCGAGGAGGCAGGGACAGCUGGGACAAGGUGCACAUGGGGAGGAUCGGCAGUCCGUCUCUAGGUGGGGGUUCGGCCCGGGCACAGCCCUCUGCAGACUUUGGGUACAGUCCCAUGCAGGACGUCUCCGGCCGGGGCUACGGCUUGAAUUACAGCAGUGGGGGUGCAAGCAGAGAGAGGCCUUAUUCUGAGCUUUCCCACCACGAUUCCUACGGUGGACUUGGCAUGGGGCCGCCGCCGUCUGAACCCGUCUUUAUGCAGAGGAGGAUGGGCUCCCCGUCCAACGGAAAAGUCCAAGACUUCUUGGGAGUGGUGCCCCCCAUGUUCCCCCAUGUGUGCUCUCUUUGUGACUUUGACGUUCAUUCCACCAUGGAGUGGAACCAGCAUGUUAACGGACUGCGACAUGCUGAGAACAGACGUGUGCUUCUGGACAUGUAUCCAGAGUGGGACCCUGCCAUGUCGUCAGGCAGAGGGGGGGGUUCUCUGGAGACCCCGAACCUGUCAGCCGGACUACUGGGACCUGCCCCCAUGUCUUCAGCUCGGGCAGCAGGAGGGACGUCCUCCAGCUGGGGAGCAGGAGGAUCUGGUUUGUCAGGAAAGAACCAGCUGGGACAGAACAAGCUGAGGAGCCGAGUGGUGGUGGUGAAAUACGCCAGGAAGCCUCUGAGCAACAAGACUCUGUUUGCCUUCACCGAGCCGUUCGGCUGCCUGAGGGAGCAUCUGGUCCUCAACAACAAGGCGUUCUUAGAGAUGAACAGCCACGAGGAGGCUCAGGACAUGGUGAACUACUAUGAUCAGCACCCGGCAGCUCUCUACGGGAAACCCCUGACCUUCUACCUGUCCAGGAGGCUCAUGGUCAUCGAGAAGGAAGGUCAGUCGUCGGACACGUUGAUGGACAUGCCCAUCAGGGAGGUCAAAGGUCACGGCAGCCAGGUGGUUUUCUUCUCCAACCUGCCCAGAGAGGAAGAGAAGAAGAAGGAGCUGCUGACCAUCGCUGGACGCUUCGGCAUCGUGGAGAAACACCUGUUUUUAACAGACCAGGCGUUUGUCCAGCUGGGGACGCCGCAGGACGCAGAGAUGCUGGUGAAGUAUUACAGCGUGAACCCGCUCACCAUCAAGGGUCGACCCAUUCGCCUCAACAUCUGCGCCAAGUACAAAACACUGAAUGUAAACCGCCGACAGGCGGGGUCUGCCGGAGAGGGGCGGGGCCAGAGGAACGCCUCCUCUGGAUCAAGGACCUCCUCCAACUCCAGAACGUCCUCGACCAAUGCCAGGACCAGAGAGGAGGAGAAGAAGGAGCAGGAGGAGAACAGAGCCAAGGCUGAGGAGAAACCUGCUGAGGGGGAGGAGGGGGUGUCUGGAGUGAUUGAGGGGGAGGAGCCUGUAAGCGAUGGAGACGAGAAGGCGGAGACAGGGGAGGAGUCUUCAGGAGGUGUUCGGGAGGUCCCUGAUGAUGUCACUGAUGAUGUCACUGAGCACACACCUGAGCCUGUGGGCGGGGCAGAAGGUGAAGCCAAGCAGGGGGCGGAGUCAGACGGAGCACCGGAACCAACUGAAACCCAAGAUCCCACCGAGGAACACGAGAACAAGAAAGAAGCGGUGCCGGAACCCGGAGAGCGUCCAGAGGCGCUGGAGGAGGAGCCUGCUGACGAGCUCGAUCAGGACUUCAUGGAGAACAUGGAGGACUUUGUGACGCUGGACGAAGUCGCAGAAGACGAGGACGAAGAGCUCAGAGACUCGGACACCACCGACAACACAAGGGGGGGGGGGAUGAGGGUCGUGAACAUCUGGGGUUUCAGACGAGGGUUCAACUUCCUCAACGAGCUGCUGGCUCUCGCAAAACCUUUUGGCAAAGUGGUCAAACACCUGGUUCUGGACUUAAGACUCGAGGCCUACCUUCAGUUCGAGAUGGAAGAGGAAGCUCGGGCCAUGGCCAAGUUCUACAACAGCAACGUCACGGCCACGGUGUGCGGGCGACCCGUCAGGAUCAGCCACUCCAUGACCUACCCCACCAUCCAGUGCGGCUCCAGCCGGGUUGUGUACAUCGGUCAGAUCCCCAGCGGCAAAUACAACGACGAGGCCGUCCUGAAACUGGCUGAGCCGUUCGGGGUCGUCAGGAAGUAUUUUCUCAACAGGAUCAAGAGAGAGUGUUUCGUUGAGAUGGAAAACGCAGAAGACGCAGAGAAAAUGGCAGAAGAUUGUAAAGUCAAUCCCCCAAAGCUCCAAGGGAAGCGUCUGACGGUCUACGUCAGCAGGAAGUACAGGCAGCUGAAACACGGACAUCGAUGUCUGAGCACAACAAAGAGAGACAACAGCAGUUUGACCACAACGUCCUCCAAACAUCCUGAAGAGCCUCCAACCAAGAAAGCCAGGGAGGAGGAGAAGCCAGAGGAUGGAGAGAAAUGGGAGGAGGAAGAAGAGGAGAAGGUGGAGGGGGAGGAGAAGGAGGUGAAGCAGGAGAAGGAGGUGAAGCAGGAUGAGAUGCAGAGCAGUGACGACACGAAUCCUGAUGUUUCUGAUCAGAAACUCAAGAGUGAGGAAGACCUGCAGGACGUCCAACAGGAUGAGCAGGUGGACCAGACGGAGACGAGGCAGGACAGACACACUGAGCCCCCCCCACCUGCUGAAAACAAACCCAGCGUGGCGUCUCUGCCGCUCCCCCCCCAUGACCCCGACACCCCCAUCGGUGUUGAACACGUGAAAACAGGAUUCUACUGUCGAGUCUGUUUCCUGUUCUACUCCAACGAGGACAUGGCGAAGAAAACGCACUGCAGCAGCCCGGCACACUACGACAAGCUGCAGAAAUAUCUGGAGAAGGAACAAACCAAAACAGAGAAGAAGAGGGCGAGGAAGACGUCGUCAUGAAUCAGGAGGUUCCUCCUCAGGGAGGAGCAGGAGCUUCACUUUUUAGUUUGGUGUCUGAGGAGACGCUCGUCAUUGAGGAGCUCGUCCAAUCAGGUGUUCAGCUGUAUCACGAGGAAGAGGUGGAUGAGGAGCCUGACGUGAUGAGCUGCUGCACACGAACAAUACGUUUCCUCUUCAGAUCCUUCAUCCAGCUUUAAAACAUCUGUUUGAAUCAGAUCCUCAUUCUUUACAGUUUUAACCAUCCAGCUUGUACAGUGGUGAGGGGGGGGGGGGGGGGGGGACUGUAAGCAUUGCUCCCAAACUUUCUGUAUUCAGAUAAAAUUAUUCACCGGAACUAUUAUUAACCAUUUACUAACGUGUGGAUGAGUACGCUGCUGUACUUUAUCAGGAAAUAGUUCCCAGUCAGUUUCACUAUCAACCUGAAAACCAAUUCAAUGUUUAACAACAGGGUUCAUUCAGAAAUCCUCAGAUUAAAUUCAAUACUUUUCAAGACCUUU